UUUAUUCCAAUUUUUAGAUACGAGAAGAAAUAAUGAAGGGAGCUAUGGAUUUGAUAUACAACUUUAACAACAGUUUCCAGAUUAAUAAGCGUAAAUCUGAUCCCUAUUUGAAAUAUAUAAUUCCCCAAAUGUCCACUGAAAAAAGAGUGUUUAUUACAAGAUCAGACGAUGUAAAAUUUGCAAUAGGAAUGAUCGUAACACAUCAUAAUAUGUGUGAAGAUAAUUGUACUGGAGUUAUUAUUGGAUGGGAACAACAUACAAACACAUAUGUUAAAUUCGACGAAGUAACGAAUUGUGAUGAAAUAUAUGCAGAACUAGAUAUCUUGCCACUGAAUCACUGUUACAAUCAACAGUUUAGAGAUUCCGAACAAACCAAUUACAUUAUUCUUACCAAUAAUAAUAAAAUCUGUUAUGUCAAUGAAGAUUCUAUAACUUUAACAACGCCGAAAUGGAUCGAUAAUAGCGAAAUAGGUCGUUAUUUUUGCAAAUUCGAACACACGCAUUACAUACCAAAUGAAGAGCUGGCAAGAAUCUAUCCGCAGGACGCUGCUAUAGCAGCCCAGAGAACAAUAUCUGAUUCCUAGCGACCAUUUAACAGUGGACUGCCUCUUCUCAUCGCGCGUUUGUAAUUCAUUUUUUAUUAAU
Nylanderia fulva is the source of this 645-nucleotide messenger RNA. Its product is annotated as F-box only protein 21-like. The record is from RefSeq and is a predicted model, not a curated record. NCBI's taxonomy places the organism in Eukaryota, Metazoa, Arthropoda, Insecta, Hymenoptera, Formicidae. Gene Ontology annotation, molecular function: DNA binding; protein binding.